AUGGGAUCCAGCAGCGGUAGAGCCAUCAAGCUGCCUCUCGUUCCCUUGGCAAAGGGCUCCGUUCUGCUCCCCGGCGUCACAUUGCGAAUUCCGGUCUCCAACCGCCCGGACUUGACCAAUCUCUUGUCAUCUCUGGUCGAUCGGCCCCAGAAGCGCGAUGGCGGUUCCAUUACCUUCGGAUGUAUUCCGCUUAGCUCGCCCUUCCUGAGCCGCGACGGCCAGCAGCUUCUUGAAGGUGAUGAGUCGGAAGAUGAACGGAAGGAGGAUUAUGACUCGAUCGAUGCCGGUCAAGCGCGCAAGGAAGACCUUUUCCGCUACGGUACCGUGGGCAAAGUGAUCGGCGUACAACGCCGCGCCUAUGCGGAACCAUUCCUUCUGGUCCAGGGAUCACAGCGAUUCACGGUGAGAAAGGUACUGAAGGAUCGACCUUUCUUCGAAGCAGAGGUCGUUCUUCAUGAUGAGAGUACAUCUUCAAUCCAUGGCGACUCCGAAGCGGCCGAACUCUUCCAGCAGCUUCGUCAACUAUCUCGCGAGCUUCUCACUCUUUUGCGCCUUUCCUCUUUGUUAUCCUCCGCCUCGACUCGGCUGUCACCGCUAGUCGCGCGAAAGUUUGAAUUGUAUAUCUCGAAGACGGAAAUCGGCCAGGCCGGCAGACUAGCCGACUUUAUGGCAGAUGUAUCUGAUGGAAGUUUUGAAGAGAAACUGCGGAUUCUGGCCUCGUUCGAUGUCAAGGAGCGCCUGGAGCGGGUUGUCGAGAUUCUGACUCGUCAAGCUCAACAUAUUAAGAGCAGCGUAAAGGUCACAUCGAUUACCACAACGUCGUUCCCUCCAAAUUCGGAUGUUGGACAGAUUGAUCCGCGUGAGCGUGAUUUGCUCGCAAGGCGUGCGAUGGCCGGCCUUUCAGGUCUUACCCCUCCUGGCCCUGCUGGCGCGCGGGGGGAGCCGAAUGAAAUUGAUGAGCUGCAGAAGCGCAUCACUGACGCUGAGCUGAGUCCCGAGGCGCAGAAGGUGGCUGACAAAGAACUGAAGCGUCUGCGCAAGAUGAACCCAGCCAACGCGGAGUAUGGUGUUUGCCGUACCUAUCUCGAAAAUCUGGCUGAAAUUCCCUGGACCCAGGUCACUCAGGAUCAAUUAGGCCCUGAUACGUUGCGGCGCGCUCGAAAGCAACUGGACGAGGACCAUUACGGACUGGAGCGGAUCAAGAAAAGACUUCUGGAAUAUUUGGCCGUUCUGCGCUUGAAGCAAUCGACCAACCAGGAUGUCGAGCGCCAGAUCACUGGACUCUCGAAGGACCUGGAUGCGUCGUCCACUGGCGAUCUUGAGAAAGACGUUCCCCUUCUUUCAGAAGCUGACCGAGUUGCAUUGGAGACCCGGCUGGAGAUUCUCAAGUCCAAACGCAUGACUGACAAGUCGCCCAUUCUGCUGCUUGUUGGUCCUCCGGGAACCGGCAAAACCAGUCUGGCAAGAUCGGUUGCUGCAUCGCUUGGCCGCAAAUUCCACCGAAUCUCACUUGGUGGCGUCCGUGACGAGGCCGAAAUUCGUGGCCACCGACGAACUUAUGUUGCUGCGAUGCCCGGUCUUGUUGUCAACGGGCUAAAAAAAGUGGGCGUUGCUAAUCCCGUCUUCUUGCUGGACGAGAUUGACAAGGUCGGGGGUGCCAACUUCCAAGGUGAUCCGUCUGCGGCCAUGCUCGAAGUUCUCGACCCCGAGCAGAAUUACACCUUCACUGACCACUACAUCAACAUCCCGAUUGAUUUGAGCAAGAUUCUCUUCAUUGCUACCGCCAACUCCCUCGAUACCAUCCCAGCACCCUUGCUAGACCGCAUGGAAACCAUCUCCCUCUCUGGAUACACCACUGUGGAAAAGCGACACAUUGCUAAGAGGCAUCUGAUCCCCAAGCAGAUCCGUGCCAAUGGUCUGAGUGAGGGACAGGUCAACCUGUCAGAUGAAGUUAUUGAUAAGACGAUCACUGCCUAUACUCGUGAAUCUGGUGUUCGUAAUCUAGAGCGCGAGCUUGGCUCUAUCUGUCGCCACAAGGCCGUUCAGUUCGCUGACGCCGGCGAUGCUGACCGCCUGGAUGACUACAAUCCAGUCGUUUCAGUCGAGGAUCUCGAAGAUAUCCUUGGUAUUGAGAGAUUCGAAGAGGAGAUUGCUGAGAAGCACGGUCGCCCUGGAGUUGUCACUGGUCUGGUGGCCUACUCCACUGGUGGACAGGGAAGCAUCCUUUUUAUCGAGGUGGCUGAUAUGCCCGGAAAUGGACGUGUUCAGCUGACUGGCAAGCUUGGCGACGUUUUGAAGGAGUCUGUUGAGGUAGCCCUCACUUGGGUGAAGGCUCAUUCGUUCGAGCUGGGGCUCACCCACGACCCAAAUGAGGACGUCAUGAAGAGUCGCAGCUUGCACGUUCACUGCCCCUCGGGUGCUAUCCCCAAGGAUGGCCCCUCGGCCGGCCUCGCACACACGGUGGCGCUCAUCUCUUUGUUCAGCAACAAGCCCGUGCCGCCGCAGAUUGCCAUGACGGGUGAAAUUUCGUUGCGAGGGCGCGUGAUGCCUGUUGGUGGAAUCAAGGAGAAGCUCAUUGGGGCUCUUCGUGCAGGUGUCAAGACUGUGCUUUUGCCAUAUGCCAACCGCAAGGACGUCAAGGACGUACCUCAGGAAGUCUUGGAGGGUCUAGAGAUUGUUUAUGUCCAACACAUCUGGGAAGCCCUUCGCCAAAUCUGGCCGGAUGCUCACUGGCCUGGUCAGCACCAAGUGAACUUUGUCGAGAGUCGUCUCUAG
This is a messenger RNA of Penicillium argentinense, 2775 nucleotides long. Its product is annotated as putative LON domain serine protease. Gene Ontology annotation, cellular component: peroxisomal matrix. Gene Ontology annotation, biological process: protein catabolic process; protein processing; protein quality control for misfolded or incompletely synthesized proteins. The record is from RefSeq and is a predicted model, not a curated record. The transcript is spliced from 4 exons. Lineage: Eukaryota; Fungi; Ascomycota; Eurotiomycetes; Eurotiales; Aspergillaceae. Gene Ontology annotation, molecular function: serine-type endopeptidase activity; ATP hydrolysis activity; ATP-dependent peptidase activity. The coding region runs from base 1 to 2775 and encodes 924 amino acids.